Messenger RNA from Aspergillus mulundensis, 1062 nucleotides. RefSeq lists its product as uncharacterized. The coding region runs from base 1 to 1062 and encodes 353 amino acids. The transcript has a single exon. Lineage: Eukaryota; Fungi; Ascomycota; Eurotiomycetes; Eurotiales; Aspergillaceae. Gene Ontology annotation, molecular function: carbon-oxygen lyase activity, acting on phosphates. The record is from RefSeq and is a predicted model, not a curated record.
AUGCUCCUGAACUCGAUCGUGGGAUCUAUCCUUACAGUGAACUUCCCAAUUACCAAAUGGCUCCGUAGCUGGAUCGAGCCCUGGCACGCCCCAACCUCAACCUCGCCCUCCAACGAAAUCACCAAGACCGAGUAUGAAGCCAUCCUGCGAGACAUGCUGAAAACCAUGGGAACGGGCUUCUCCCCUCAGCGUCCAUGCGCCCACCUCGCCUCGCAAAUCUCCACCCACAUCAGCCCCGUAACACACAACCAGGAUCUCGCACGGAAGGUCUGCAAAGUCGGCGCAUUGGUGGCGCUCUACUUCUACCCGACGCAUGGCCCAGCCGUCCAGGCGCUAAUCGGGACAUACACGGCCUUCUACCUGAUCCUGGACGACGAGGGCGAGAGCAUGCUUGCGCAGAUCAGCCAGUUCCGGGCGCUCCUGAUGAAUCCGAGCCCUUCCAGCGCCCCGGCCGCAAUCCAAAUGACCAUGACAGCACCCUUCAAGCUCCUCGCCUGGAUCUUCACCGAGAUCGACCGCGUCUUCGCCCCGCCGGUAGCUAACAGACUGGUUGCGGGCGUGCUGAGCUCCCUGUCGAGCCUGGAGAUCGAGCUGGACCGGUCCACGGCAUUCAGCGGGGUCGCGUCGCCGCUGUUCGCGAAGUACUUCCGCAACAUGAACGGGAGCUCGGAGGCGUAUGUGUAUUUCCUGCUGGCCGAGAACCCUGAGGACCCUCAGGGGGAUGGGGUGACGGGGUCCAGGCUCAAGCGGUUUCUGCAGGGUGUGCCGGAGCUGUGGAAUGUUACGGAUGAGAUUAAUGACCUCAUGUCGUUCUAUAAGGAGUCUAUUGGCGGGGAUGAGCGGGAUACGUUCGUGUAUCACCAGGCGAGGGGGGCGGGGGUGUCGAUUGCAGAAGUGCUGAGGGGUCUGGCGAGGGAGAUUCCGAGACGGAGUGGGCUUAUCGAACGGAUUUUCGAGGAUGACGAGCAACUUCUGGAGAUGGCAAGGGGGUUCAGCCUUGGGCAGAUUGAGUUCUAUCUUGCGUCGGAGCGAUAUCGAUUGGCGGAGCUGCGGCUUGAGUGA